ACCUUAUGGAAGCUGGAACGUGCGGGUGAACACCGGAAAUCGAGCGAAUAUGAUUGGGCGUAAACAGAAUUAAGGUGGAGCAAGCUGCUUCCAAGCAACAGCUCCCAAAAACUAUGGUAGCCUCAGGCAGCCAAUCAAAUCUGGAGCCUGUCCAGACGCCGAAAGCUUCCAAGCAUCACGAAAACAUCGUUCAAUCCGUAGUCCACCAAAAGCCAUUCACCACCACCGCACGCCAUCCUUUUGUAUAGCUCGACCGCCCUCCGGAAGAAGCUCAAUUGGCUUGUCGAUUGAUUCCGCCGGCCACCGACCUCAGUUAAAAAGUUUCUCGAUUUAGAAAAAAACUCCCUUCCUCCCACAAACUUUCCACCCAGCAAUAAUGUCGGCAUCACUUCUGCGCAUUGCGGCCCGGGGCCCGGCUACCGCUUUCCUCCGCACCCACGCCGUCGCUCGUCCUUCCAUGGCUGCCCGCGCCGCCAUCAUUGCCCCGGCUCUUUCUGCCGUCAACUCCAACAACAGCUUCAGCAGCUCGGCUCGUCUGCGCGCCGGCCCCCAUGCCGAGGAGACCUUUGAGGAGUUCAGUGCCAGGUACGAACAGGAGUUUGAGGCUGUCCAGGACGUUUUCGAGCUUCAGCGUAACCUGAACAACGCUUUCGCCUACGAUCUCGUGCCAUCUCCCGAGGUUCUCAAGGCUGCCCUUAAGGCCGCCAGGAGAGUUAACGACUUCGCCACCGCCGUCCGUAUCUUUGAGGGUAUCAAGGCCAAGGUCGAGAACGACGGCCAGUACAAGCAGUACCUUGAGGAGCUCAAGCCCCUGAGGGAGGAGCUCGGCAUCCCGCUCAAGGAGGAUCUUUACCCCGAGGGCGAGGAGGCCGCACACUAAGCUUUCUCUUUGUCAUAUUAGGCGGUUUAACAGGAUACUGAUCUUAGACGUGGGAGGCGUGGGAGAGCUCGAAUUUGUGACUCUCCGUGUACAAGUGCACAGCAAAAGGCAGCGGAGCGAGAAGUGCCGAAAAAAUAAUUUGGGGCGAAAGAGUCUUUGAGGUCUUUGUGUGAUACCCCCAGGCAACGACCCUCGAACACAAAAAAAAUAGAGACACAUCGAGAUCCUCACCGGCGCUUGUAGCAACAUGUACAUGUUCACACACACAACUUUCUAGACAUAUUUCUUUAGAUUCGGUUCUCGGCUUGGCGUCUCCUAAACAUAGAGAUCUCACAUGUAGGCGAUCAACUCUUAUAUUCGGUGAAGCAAGAGUGACGAUCCGUCCCUAAUACUAACAAUUGUGCUGGUUGAUGUUAAGUCUAGGCCCCGCAGAAAAUCAUAACAACAUGGAUAUGCAAAGUACAAACCAGAGGUCCAAGAAUAAUUGAUAAUAAUAAUGAUGAGCUUGUGGCCAUAGUCUGAUGGUCGUCACUAAAGCUCGAAACUGUAAACAUGUGCAAGUAUCUACCUGGAAUAUUACGAAAGAAAUCAUUAUACC
This is a messenger RNA of Pyricularia oryzae 70-15, 1478 nucleotides long. RefSeq names its product cytochrome c oxidase polypeptide VI. Gene Ontology annotation, cellular component: mitochondrial inner membrane. Gene Ontology annotation, biological process: mitochondrial electron transport, cytochrome c to oxygen. The record is from RefSeq and is a predicted model, not a curated record. The transcript has 4 exons. Lineage: Eukaryota; Fungi; Ascomycota; Sordariomycetes; Magnaporthales; Pyriculariaceae. Bases 377 to 880 code for a protein of 167 amino acids.